GCCUUUCCAUAUCCUCUCUCUCUCUCUCUCUCUCUCUCUUCUUUUUGGUGCUGGACCGGAUAAAAUCCCACCCGAAGGACGACAAAGGAAACCAAUAAAAUUCCUGACAUUUUCCUGCCAUCAACACAAGAGUGCGCGCGAGAGAGAGCCAGAGCCAGCCAUGGCGUCGAUUCCUUGCGCUAUCUAUGUCUCCAUCCCUCCUUCUUCUUCUUCGGGGCUGAGAUCUCCGUUCCUGGCUCUCACCAGGCGGCUCGGUUGGCUCCGGGACUCGAGGAUGAGGGCCAAGGUGGGGCCCGGCUGCGCCGGCUCGAGGGCCAGGUGCUGGUUCCGCUUCGGGAACAAGGGCGUCGACGCCGAGGGCGCCGGGAUCUACGGCAGCCAGUCCCGCGACGAUUUCGACCGGGACGACGUCGAACAGUACUUCAAUUAUAUGGGGAUGCUUGCUGUCGAGGGUUCAUAUGAUAAGAUGGAGGCCCUUCUAAACCAGAACAUUCAUCCAGUGGAUAUCUUGUUGAUAUUGGCAGCCUCAGAAGGUGAUAAGCCAAAAAUCGAGGAACUAUUGCGAGCUGGUGCAAAUUAUGAUGUUAAAGAUGCAGAUGGAAGGACAGCUUUAGAUAGAGCAACUAGUGAUGAGAUCAAGGACUUCAUCCUAGGGUUUUCUGUUCCGAAAGGAUGACUUCUGAGUUUCUGUAAUGCAAAAUUAUCUCCCCUUUUUUUCUUUUAUAUUUUUUUGGUCAGUUUUACUCUUGUAGAUUGCUAGAAUAUAUUUAAAUGUUUUGCAGAAUGUGAACCAAAUCUUGCCUGGAUGUUGCAAUUGUGACUAUAAAC
Phoenix dactylifera (date palm) is the source of this 828-nucleotide messenger RNA. It is a transcript of the gene GDC1, whose product is annotated as Ankyrin repeat family protein. The record is from RefSeq and is a predicted model, not a curated record. Gene Ontology annotation, biological process: intracellular protein transport; granum assembly. Lineage: Eukaryota; Viridiplantae; Streptophyta; Magnoliopsida; Arecales; Arecaceae. Gene Ontology annotation, cellular component: chloroplast stroma; chloroplast envelope.